Molecule: messenger RNA, 732 nt
Organism: Thelazia callipaeda (thelaziosis nematode)
Lineage: Eukaryota; Metazoa; Nematoda; Chromadorea; Rhabditida; Thelaziidae
Source: the annotation of a GenBank genome assembly
AUGGAAAGUGGUGCAAUUGGAGAUGAACAACUGACUGCUUCCAGUAGCUUUGAUGUGAUAAGUGUGGGACCACAAAAUGCCAGAAUCCGCAAAGAACUUGCGUCAGGUGCUUGGUGUCCUAAGCCACAAAUCAAAGAAGGGUCAUAUGAAUUUUUGGAGGUAGAUUUCAAAGAAGUACACGUGAUAACAGGAAUUGAAACGCAAGGUCGUUAUGGAAAUGGUACAGGUCGGGAAUACACCACACAUUACAUGAUUGAAUACGUUAGAAUGGAAAGUCCAUGGAUACGUUAUCAUAAUAGAAGUCUUAUCGAAGUAAUUGAUGGAAAUGAAGAAACUGCAAAUUCUGUAAGACGUGACCUUGAUCCACCGAUUCUUGCUUCACGUAUCCGAAUUGUACCAUUUUCAAUGUAUGCAAGAACUAUGUGCCUUAGAGUAGAAUUUUAUGGAUGUCAGUAUGAUGAAGGCCUAAUGUUUUAUUCGAUGAAUAAUGAUGGUUCAAGACUUGAUAAUUACGAUUUUCGGGACAAAAUUUUCGAAAAAUCAACCAUGUUUAGUCAUUUUACGGGUACUAAAAAAGGUUUAGGACUGCUCACAGAUGGUGUGAUCGGUGUAGCAAAUCCAUUAGAAAAUAUUAUCAGCGAUGAUAAUGUGAUGCCAUCUUGGAUUGGAUGGAAUCGACUGAUAACAAGUACAAUCACUGCUGCAAAUGAUAUAAAAUCUUUUCUCAUUUAG